Molecule: messenger RNA, 945 nt
Organism: Glycine soja
Lineage: Eukaryota; Viridiplantae; Streptophyta; Magnoliopsida; Fabales; Fabaceae
Exons: 3
Coding region: 1-945 (314 amino acids)
Source: RefSeq, a predicted model, not a curated record
AUGAAGAAGACGGAUCAAGAAGCACUUACCUUCAUCUGUCAAGGUUUAGAUGAAGGUAUGUCUGAGAUGGUGUCCAAUGCUUCUACCUCCAAAGAAGCAUGGGAGAUUUUAAGGACAUCCCUUGAAAGUGUUGACAAGGUGAAAAAGUUGCGUCUACAAACUCUUUGUGGAAAGUUUGAAUCCUUGUGCAUGAAGGAAUUCAAGUCAAUUUUGGAUUUUGGAAAUAGGGUGGUAAUGGUUGUGAACCAAAUGAAGUGUUAUAGGGAGAAUACGAAAGAUGUUUGUUUUGUAGAGAAUGUUCUUCAUUCUCUAAUUGCAAAAUCUGAUUUUGUGGUUUGUGCAAUUGAAGAGUCAAAGUACAUCGAAUCAAUGACUGCGGACCAAUUAUUGGGUUUAAUUCAAGCAUAUGAAGAAAGGUUCAAAAGAAGAAAUAAUGAGCCUUUGGAGCAAGUUCUUAAAGCCAAAGCUUCUUUUAAAGAAAAUGGAGAAGAAAAAAGUCAAAGAGGAUGUGCUUGUGGAAGAGGUAGUGAACAUGGUGGAGGAAGAGGAGAUCGUGACAAUUGUGAUAAUAAUGAAAAAAGUUAUCAACCCACUAGAGGUUAUGAAAGAGGAAGAGGUAGAGACAAUUUUGGAAGAACAAAUGAAAAAAAAGCUAAUCUUGUUGAUGAGAAAGAAGAAGAUGAAGAGGCAACACUAUUGCUAGCACAUAAUAGUGAAGAGAAUAAUGAUAAGAACUUUGGACAACUUGUUGAGAAGGGGUAUGAAGUUCUCAUGAAAGAUAAUUGUUUGUGGCUUAAAGAUCAAAACUCUAAUUUGAUUGCCAAGGUGUUUAUGUCAAGAAAUAAAAUGUUCACUUUGAGCAUUAAGACCAAUGAAGCAAAAUGCUUAAAGGCUAGCAUGAAAGAUGAAGCAUGGUGUUGGCAUAUGAGGUUUGACCACUUGUGA